CCAGUCUGUUAAGUCUAUUCCAGCCUGUACAACUACACCCACAGCAGCAAUGUCUUCCCCUGUUUGAAAAAACAAAACUCCCAACUAAUACCCCAAAACUGUUCCCCUUUCUUCCAAUCUCUUCUCAAUUCAUUUCCUUUUUUCUUGUUGCAUUCUUUGAUCUGCCUAUUCUUCGUCGCCAUUUGAGAUAAGCUGAAAUCUGAGCAGAUAAAAGAUUCAAAAUGAGUGUAAUCGACAUUCUUACUCGCGUCGAUUCAAUUUGCAAGAAAUACGACAGGUACGACAUCGAUAAGCAGAAAGAUUCAAACAUCUCCGGCGACGAUGCGUUCGCUCGCCUUUACGCCGCCGUCGAUGCCGACAUUGAAGCUGCUCUUCAGAAAGCAGAGACAGCUUCGAAGGAGAAAAAUAGAGCGUCUGCUGUGGCGAUCAAUGCGGAGAUUCGAAGAACUAAGGCUAGAUUAGUAGAGGAGGUUCCUAAAUUGCAGAGACUGGCUAUGAAGAAGGUGCAUUUUCACUUGAUUUUAUGAUCUCAGUAGUUAGCACAUUGUCCAGCUUGUCAUCCUUCUUAAUUUGGUCAAUUGUGCCCUUUGAGAAUCAGA
Nicotiana tabacum (common tobacco) is the source of this 599-nucleotide messenger RNA. NCBI's taxonomy places the organism in Eukaryota, Viridiplantae, Streptophyta, Magnoliopsida, Solanales, Solanaceae. The record is from RefSeq and is a predicted model, not a curated record.